CGCCGCAGCCGGGUCGGGAUUUGAAAGAUUAAAACUCCCGGCGGCGAGCGCGGCGGCGCGUGUGAGGCGGCCGCGCGGGGGCCGAGCAGCCGGCGGCGUCUCCACAGCAUGAGCUACCCGGGCGCCGGCUCUCCGCGGAGCCCCGAGCCUAACGGCGGCGGCUUCGAGCGCCUGCCCGGCGGGGACCCGGGCGACGACGCGGCGGGCCUGGCGCUGCUGCGCGGGGAGCCCGGGCUGCGCCUGACGCCGGGCGCCGAGGACCACGGCCGCCGCCCGGCGCUGGAGCCGCGCCUGAGGGACGAGCCCUGCGGCCGCCGCUCGGCCGGGCCGGCGCCGCCGCGGCGCUGCUACCGCGAGGGCGAGGGCGAGCGCGAGGGCGGCGGGCCCGCGGCGCCGGGCGCGGGGGGCGCGGGGGGCGGCGGGCCGGCGGAGAGGAAGCGCACGCGGCUGGGCGGCGCGGCCGCGCGGCCCCGCUACGAGGUGGUGACGGAGCUGGGCCCGGAGGAGGUGCGCUGGUUCUACCGCGAGGACAGGAAGGCCUGGAAGCCCUUCAUCGGCUACGACUCGCUGCGCAUCGAGCUGGCCUUCCGAGCCCUGCCGCCGGCCCCGGACGGCCGCCCGGCGCGCGCCCCGGCCUCCGGCCCCGCGGACGACGACGGCGGCGACGACGACGACGACGGGGACGACGACGACGGGGACCGCGGCUGCGGCUUGUGCCCGCGCCGGGCGGGGCGCGCGCGCGCGCUGGAGGAGCUGGGGCGCGUGGAGCGGGUGUGUGUGCGCGGCGGCCUCUACGAGGUGGAUGUGACCGAAGGAGAGUGCUACCCGGUGUACUGGAACCAGUCCGAUAAAAUACCAGUAAUGCGUGGACAGUGGUUUAUUGAUGGUACUUGGCAGCCGCUAGAAGAAGAAGAAAGUAAUUUAAUUGAGCAAGAACAUCUUAGCUGUUUUAGAGGUCAACAGAUGCAAGAAAGUUUUGAUAUUGAAGUGUCAAAACCCAUAGAUGGAAAAGAUGGCAGUGGGAUCAACUAUUCUGUUGUCUACCACCUCCCUCCAUUCUCCCUCCCUUCUCUCUUCAAAUGGAGAGGAUUUAAGGAGAGUACAGAUGCGGCAGGUCUUAAACGAAAGCGUUCCCAAGCUAUUCAUAGUUUCAAGUUGAGUCGAAACCACGUGGACUGGCACAGUGUGGACGAAGUGUAUCUUUAUAGUGAUGCAACAACAUCUAAAAUUGCAAGAACAGUUACCCAAAAACUGGGAUUUUCUAAAGCAUCGAGUAGUGGGACCAGACUUCAUAGAGGUUAUGUAGAAGAAGCCACGUUAGAGGACAAGCCAUCACAGACUACCCAUGUUGUGUUUGUUGUGCAUGGCAUUGGGCAGAAAAUGGACCAAGGAAGAAUUAUCAAAAAUACAGCCAUGAUGAGAGAGGCUGCAAGAAAAAUAGAAGAAAGGCAUUUUUCCAACCACGCAACACAUGUUGAAUUUCUGCCUGUUGAGUGGCGGUCAAAACUUACUCUGGAUGGAGACACUGUAGAUUCCAUCACUCCAGACAAAGUGCGAGGUUUAAGGGACAUGUUGAACAGCAGUGCAAUGGACAUAAUGUAUUACACCAGCCCCCUGUACAGAGAUGAGCUAGUUAAAGGCCUUCAACAAGAGCUGAAUAGAUUAUAUUCCCUUUUCUGUUCUCGGAAUCCAAACUUUGAAGAAAAAGGGGGUAAAGUCUCAAUAGUGUCGCAUUCCUUGGGAUGUGUAAUCACUUAUGACAUAAUGACUGGCUGGAAUCCAGUUCGACUGUAUGAACAGUUGCUGCAGAAGGAAGAAGAGUUGCCUGAUGAACGAUGGAUAAGCUAUGAAGAACGGCAUCUUCUUGAUGAACUCUAUGUAACGAAACGACGGCUGCGAGAAAUAGAAGAACGGCUACACAGAUUGAAGGCAUCAUCUAUGACACAAACACCUGCCUUAAAAUUUAAGGUUGAAAAUUUCUUCUGUAUGGGGUCCCCACUAGCAGUAUUUUUGGCAUUGCGUGGCAUCCGCCCAGGAAACACCGGAAGUCAAGACCAUAUUUUGCCCAGAGAGAUUUGUAACCGAUUACUGAACAUUUUUCAUCCGACAGACCCAGUGGCUUAUAGAUUAGAACCAUUAAUACUGAAACACUACAGCAACAUUUCACCUGUCCAGAUCCACUGGUAUAAUACUUCCAAUCCUCUACCUUAUGAGUAUAUGAAGCCAAGCUUUCUUCACCCAGCAAAAGAACCUACCUCAAUUUCAGAGAAUGAAGGCAUUUCAACAAUACCGAGCCCUGUGACUUCACCGGUCUUGUCCCGCCGACACUAUGGGGAAUCUAUAACAAAUAUAGGCAAAGCAAGCAUAUUAGGGGCUGCGAGCAUUGGAAAGGGACUUGGAGGAAUGUUGUUCUCAAGAUUUGGACGUUCUUCUGCAUCACAGCCAUCUGAGACAUCAAGGGACUCCAUCGAAGACGAGAAGAAGCCCGUUGCUUCUCCUCCCAUGACCACCGUGGCAACACAGACCCUUCCACAUAGCAGUUCUGGCUUUCUUGACUCUGCAUAUUUCAGACUUCAAGAAUCGUUCUUUAAUCUCCCACAACUUCUUUUUCCGGAAAAUGUAAUGCAGAAUAAAGAUAAUACCCUCGUGGAGUUGGAGCACAGAAUUGACUUUGAACUCAGAGAAGGCCUUGUGGAGAGCCGCUAUUGGUCCGCAGUCACGUCGCACACGGCCUACUGGUCCUCCCUGGAUGUCGCCCUCUUUCUUUUAACCUUCAUGUACAAACAGGAGCACGAUGAUAACGCAAAACCCAAUUUAGAUCCAUUCUGAACUCUUGAAGGACAUUAAUGGCCCCAGACUGAUUUUUUUCUGUUAAAAUGUGUGUCAAGAUACAGAAGUUUCAGGUUUAAGUAUGUUUCAGUUUUGUUUAGGGCAAGAAAUAUUUGAGUUUGAAAGCACUUUAUUUAAAAAAAGCAAGUGUUCAGUCCAAAAGAAGUUACUUAUCGUUUUCGUCAUUUUAAUUGUGAGUCUGACAGAACCCCCUGCAGAGAAGCAGGCAAGACCUGGACGUGAGGAAGACUUGGGUGGACUGCGAGAUCGCACAUCACAGCCUAGUUUCUCCCAAAUAUAAAGGCAUAUGAAUGGGUUGACUCUAAUGCAUUAACCAAAAUAUAUCAUAAACCCAACAUGACCAAGGUCCAGGGGAUUCUGUGUGAUCUUUACAACAAGGUGGUAUCAUUGUUUCAGAUUUCUAUGGAAGUUUCCAUGUGCACAAGUUUUUUGAAACGAGUAUAACAGAUCUAAAAUGUUUUAAAUUUAACUUGUUUAGAAAUUCUAAACAAAUGCUAAAAAAGAAACAACAUUUGAACUACUAUAUAGUUUAUUACCUCUGACUAACUGCUUUAUGUCAAUGUGUGAAACAUUACUUUUUUUAAUGUUUCCUUUGAACAACUUAAGAACCACAUUUAUUUUUUUCAGUGUUAAGACCCUUUUUUCUCAGAACUCCAUCUUUGUACUCUUCAGAUGAAUAUAUAGACACUGUGGCAUACUUUCAGUUUUUUUUUUUUUUCAUUAAAAACUUGUCGUUUUGCACAAAUAACACUAGUUCAAUUAUUUUGAAAAAAGUGACCUUUUUAUUAUGUCCCAUGAACCUCACAGAAAGCUAAAAUUUUCUAAACUUGACACAGCCUACUCCAUAAUAGGUACAUUUCCUUAACUCUGCUGAAACGUUGGUAACCUUUGGAGUAGGACGUAUGGCAACUAUUUUAAGUACAUAAGCAUCUGUGUGCCAGGCAGUCCACACACACAAAGGGGUGGAGUGUGGAAGGAGUCGUGAUUGAGACACGGACAGAGCAGCUCGGGGUUCUGAGGCACUGGAAGAGUUUCCUCAGCUGUCAUUUUUUCCACAGUGCUUUUCAUCUGAGGAGCUCAAAGUCCUCUGCAGUGUGCUAGUCUAUGUGGCGGCUCCUUGAGGUAAGUAAAUGAGUUAUUCUCGUGUCACGUAGUCAUACACGAAGGCACCCACGCGUUGAACGUGCCUUGAAUGAGACGGUAGAGCAGACCCGGCGCGCUCAGACGGCAGACAGGCCGUGCUGCCUGGGGACGUCCACGCGACCUCUUCUUUGGCAAACAGGAGUGACAGAAGUCGCAGGUCGCUUUGGAGACAGGCCUGUGCGGCCCGCGCGUCACCCGCCUGGGCGCACGCACGCCGCGGGCCUUGCCGAGGGGCUCCGCUUCCCGGGACGGCGGCCUGGGAGCCGCGCCGCCCGGCCCUGCGCGGGGAGCCGCCGGCGUCUGCGGCUGGCUGGUCCGCCGCUGUUGCCCAGCGCUCGGUCCUCUGUGUGGGCCUUGCCCUGGGUUUGCACGACGGAAGGCGCUGCCUGUGGGCGCUGCGAGAGCGGGCCCGAGGCUGCACGCGCAGGCCCGCGAGGCCCUAGGAAAGUGGCCGUACGGCGCCUUACGUGCAUCUCAGCACAGCGGAGGCGCAAGAGUCCUGUGGACUCGGGUCAUCAUCCUGCCCUGUUUGUUUUGUAGGUCUGCUUAGUUCUCAGGAGAAUUAAACUCCUGGCCCCUGUGACUGCCGUUAAAGGUGCGUGAGCAUGCGGGUGGUGUGAGGCUUUGUGCUUGCUUGCUUGAGGCUGGUUUUCCCGCGUUGCGGCAUGCGGGCUCCAGAGCAUGCGGGCUCAGCAGUUGCGGCACGCGGGCUCAGCAGUUGCGGCGCGCGGGCGGGGACCCAGGCCCCCUAGGCUGGCAGCUCGGAGUCUUAACCCCUGGGCCGCCAGGGACGUCCCAGGGAACUCGUUCUUAAGCACUAGCAUGUGAAGAGCCCCUUUCACCUGAGAGGAGUGAAGACCUAUCGCAUCUUUUCAUGUGAUAUUGAGUAAAAAGAGAAGUAUGUUCCCAGAGCUGCAGGAAUAUAUCUGCUUCCCUCUUUUCAUGUUGAGGAAAAAAAUCCAAUUUAACCGCGUGGAACUUACUUGAAUUCUUGAAAAGAGCAACGUUCAAAACCCCGUUUUCAAGCAUCCGUCAGCCUUGGGAACUUCUCACACUGCACGUGUUCCGUAGAAGCCCUCAGACAGCGACACGUGAACAUUCACCUCACUCUCGUUUUCUCUCCGUUGUUUCCUCGUUGGGGCUGAAGCAUUCUGGUCCCAUCCUGGCUUUGCCUUCCCCCAAGGAGUGGACGCAGGAAAAGAAAGCAUCGGCAGUGUGUCAUGGCCAAGUCCACAGCUCCUUCCGGUGAUGAGGCUUGAGCCCCUUCAGGGGGAAGGACCAUCCCCAGAGAGCUCGCUGUAAGGCCCACAGGAGAGGGAAAAUAAUUGAGUUGCUUUCUGAUUAAUUCGGGUGGUUAAUGUUUCUGUCUUCUCAGCUGUAAUGAGUAAGGCAUUUGGACAAUUGGGAAAACUAAUUUGAGUGCAUGUCUUACAAUUGUUUGAAUAAUCUGUUAGCAUGGAAAUGGGGCUAAAGGAGAUAUGUGAUAUUAAAGAAGGGCCAAGGCAGGAUGUAGCAGUCAUUCACUGGAGAAAGAACUAGAACUUGACCGGACAGGCUGAGUGUUGGGUAGGUAACGUCUGUGGUUACUCUCAAGUGUCUCUCAUCCAGGUUCUGCUGUCAUCCCUGUGCCUCAAGCCUCUGCCAGGAGUCGGAUGGUCCUCUGGCUGAAUCUGAAAACACAUGCAUUAAAUAUUUUUAUGGUUAGGAAUGGACCAAUACAUGUAGUUCCCUGAUGUUUUAUAGUAACUUACCUAUGUAGAAAACCUUUUGCUGUAUCCGCAGCAGAUGUGGCAGGAAGCAGCCUCACUUAACUCUUAACUCAAUGUUACUUCUCGGAUGGGUCUAGGAAGCCUGCAGCCCACGCUGCCUCCUCUUACAUUCGUCAAGGGGAAAGGAUGUUGCCAAGGAAAUAUCUGUACUAUUGAGCUUGGAGCCGUGUACAGAAUGGCAGGAUAUAAAGUUUCAUCUCACAGGUCUCAGUGCUGGCAUGAUAACAGCCUGGCUUACUUGCAUCCUGUUUUAGUCUUCAUUGGAUGUUUGCAAUAACUCAGGAUCCUAAAAUUUCAGGGUUCCUACAGAUUUUAGAGGUCGUCUAGUCCAACUCGGUUUUAGUGUCUUGUGAGCGCUGAAACAGCAUAAAGGUCAUGAAAAGUGAAGUGAGGGGCGGCCCGUUAGGUUCAGCCCAGAGACUUUGAAAGACUGAAUACUCGGCAGUAGAGGAGGGAGGUUGGUGGUGUCUCUGCAGAAUAAUGUCGUUGACCAUAGGAGAGUUCUAACACCCGGAGGGCUGCGGAGAUGGUCACUUUCCAAAGCAUGUUCUGCAGACUGUAAUAGAUGUCGGUUCAGAAAAUAAGUUUGGGAAAUGCCAAAUUUAGAAGAUUCCUUUACAGCAGGACUUGAGCCUUUGAUGCAUUAUAUGUAGUGUGAACCUGUCUGGUGCUGUGGGGUGGAGGAAGGGGAGUUUUUCCAAACUUAUUUAACCAUAACUGUAUUUAUAUGAAUAUACUUAGAGAAAUGCUAUCACAUUUAAUUCCUGUAUUUUACAGAGAUGUAUCGUUUUGUUUGACAAGUGACCACUCCCACCCCAUAAGAUCAUAUGGCCAGCCAAUGACAGAGUCAGAAUUAGGCCUAAUAGGUAAGGAGCUCCUAAAAGGCAGGAACUCCCUCAGCGGCGGGGGCAGGGUGGGGGGGGGGGGUGGGCUCGGAGGUCUCUUCCCCAUCCCCUCCCCCAGCCCUCUAGCUGCAACCUGGUGCUUUAGGAGCUGCAAGCUCUCAGCCAAUGGCUCUAGGCUUGAUUUCCCCAGCUGGUCUCCUUUGUUCCCAGGCUCUCCUGAAAGAGAGCCCUGCAGGGUCUGGAUAGACUUCCUCAGAUUCAAAAUAUCCAGGGAAAAGAAAAGCAAAAGAGGAAAUUUCUUGGCGGUCUAGUGGUUAGGAGUCCAUGCUUUCAUUGCCGGGUGGCACAACCAGAAAAUGAAAAUAAGCAAAAGAUUGAAAAAUCAAAUAAAAAACUAAAAUACCCAGUAAACAUUGUAUUAGUUUUCCAUUCUGGUGACAGAUGCAAACUUGGUAGGGAAACAAGCUGCACAGUGUUCGUGCUUCAUAUUCCUUUUGUUUCCUUCCCAUACUGUUCAUAUGUUGACCUUUUAUCAAUUCUUGACAAGCAGAGCCCUUCUAAAACUGUUCCAACAUAGGUUAACUAACAAAAAUUUUAAAAUUCCAGUACUGUGCUUUGUGGAGAAUAUGAGAAGAGUUUUUGGUGUGUGUGUGUUUUCCCCAAAAAUAGUCUCUUGGCAGGUGGUUAGCGCGAACUUUUCCUCCGCCUUUGUCUCUGGGGACGCGGGGGGAGUGCACUCAGUAUUGUCUGUCACCUUCUGGUUUUUCAUUUAUGUGUCACAGGGUGCAACUUGCUUCCUUCCCACGGUGCGCUGGCCAGGCGAUGUCGGGAAGCUGCUCUUUAGGGAGGUUAAAUCUGGUCUUCUGUGUUCUGUGGGAGUAGGAUGAAAAACAAGUGUGUUAAUACUUGACCUUUAACGCCUUCUCCUGGAAGACACCGAAUAUCCGUGAGCAUCCUUCACACCUUCCCUUGGCAGCACCACACUCACUACCAGCUCCGCCCGACCUCUGAGAAUACUUGAUGCCCCGUGGGCUUGGUGAUAGAAACGUGUGACCAUUCUGUGGGCCUAAGGCUGUCCCGAUACAUCCAAACUCUGCCAGUAAAAGUCCGGGGAGUUUUUUGUGUGUCUCGCUCCUGGGUCCAGCUCUCCGGCAGCUGGCACUGCGACUCCCGCGACCCUUCUGUUGUUGCCUUUCUUGCGGCGUCUGGGACCUCUUCUUGUGUUCACCCUUCCUCGUGCUGUCAGUGACCGCAGUGA
Molecule: messenger RNA, 7865 nt
Organism: Hippopotamus amphibius kiboko
Lineage: Eukaryota; Metazoa; Chordata; Mammalia; Artiodactyla; Hippopotamidae
Gene: DDHD1
Product: DDHD domain containing 1
Exons: 16
Coding region: 109-2829 (906 amino acids)
Cellular component (GO): cytoplasm
Molecular function (GO): glycerophospholipase activity; metal ion binding
Source: RefSeq, a predicted model, not a curated record